CCAACGGUUUGUGUGUUCGUCAUCGUGGUAUGAAAGACGCGGACAUACGCUACUACUUGAUUCCCCAUUUAGGGGGUGAUAAUUACCCCCUCCUUAUUGUCUCACCCUACCACCUAACCCUGAUUGGCCGAGUGUUUCUAAUGAGUGUCUCUUUCUCGGCUUAUAUAAGUGGAAACUCAAACUAACUUUUCUCAUUGACUUCAAAGCCUGUCAAACCUCGAGGAUAUCUGCGGCAUAUACUCUCUUCUACAGUUUACUGUAUAUAGUUCAACGAAUCAACAGUAGUAUCUGCAUAUUGAAUACCGUCGCCAACCAGCCAUAUAUUAUAACGCGGUUGAACUACAUUGCCGGCUGAAUUUCCAGCUUCACAAGAAAUCAUCACGAUAAGGUUCCACUAUCUACAAUGGCACCAGUGUUGCGCAACUCAUCCUCCAGGCAGACUGUCCCUGCUGAGAGUACCACAGCAGACCCUCCGUACUCCGCUCUCACCAGAGCUGGGGAAUCACUCUUCAUGUGUAGCAGUAAAGAAGGCCAUACCUGCUACCACGCCUGCAAGGGUCAUGGCAGAUACCCCCUCUGGAGUGACGAAGACUUCAUGAUAGAUGACGUCGACGAUGAGGAACCUGAGGUAGAAAGUAAGAAGGAGGAAGAGGAGGAUGAGGACGGUUCUUCUUCAGAGUAUGAGUUUGAUUCAGAUGAGGAGUGGAUAUCAGACACUGAUCGGGAGAGCGAAGCCCAGUUCUGGAGGGAGAUCAACGAGUCUGUCGAACGCACACGCCAGGAACGUGACCGACGUGAGGAACGCGAGCAACGUGUCCACUACGGUGCUUCUGAUCUCCGCUUCCUACCUGUGCCAGGUCGUGAUGGCAGUGCCAUGGAACACAUUAGAGAAGGUUUUGGUCCUCUAGUCGGCGUCAUCCAUACCAAGCCUCCUCCUGAGUAUGUCUGGUAUCUCUCAGAUGACAGCGAAUCGUGGAUGAGAGGUUCACUUCCAGAGAGGCUGUCAGAGGAACCCGACGGUGCCUACCACAGAUACAAGUACCACGUUUGGGAUCAGAUUCCAUCUGAAGAUGUUCACGAGAGCGAUAGCGACGACGAUGACGACGAUGGGUGGGGUCAGAAUUGGGAUGAUGAGGAGGAGGAGGAGAUGCAGGAUGAACACAGUUCAUGGAGUGAACAAGCUGACCAACAGGAGCAGCAGCAGGUUUCGUGAUGACAUUGAUUCUACUGGACAUUGAACAAUGAACAUUGUAUUGAACUUUUUAUAAUAUUCACCCUGGAGAAAGAGACUCUGACCAAAGACCUUAUUGUUUCCAAUUGAUAACAUGUAUGGUUAAUUAUUUAAUUACAAACCGAAUGUAUUAUUUUGCAUUUAUCAUAAUUUUUCAAAUUUUCAUAGUUUAUCUUCUUAACUUUAUUUUAAAUUUGAAUAGCUAGAUUUUGUUUGCAUUAAUGAAACUCUUUUUAAUUCACUCUGAGUAAUUUCAAAGCUUGCAAUUGCAAUAUUCAUGGUAAAAUUAUACCAUUAUCUUGAAAAAUAAUUAUGAAGCUGAAUUUUAAAGCUUUAAAACAAAUUUCUAUAUAUUUUGUGGACAAUUUUAAUGAAUUGAAUUCUUUUUGCUUGAAGCUAUUUUAAAAAUUCAAUGAUGAAGUCAUUUAAAAUGGACCAUGCAAUGUUUGCUGGUGAUAUUUUUUUAAUUCUUUUUUUAUUAUGCUGUUGUAUUUACAAAAAAAGGUUAAUUUUAUUGGACGCUUUUUUCAAAAAUUCAAUGAUGAAGUCAUUUAAAAUGGACCAUGCAAUGUUUGCUGGUGAUAUUUUUUUAAUUCUUUUUUAUUAUGCUGUUGUAUUUACAAAAAAAGGUUAAUUUUAUUGGACGCUUUUUUAAAACUUGCAAUUGGAAGCUUUUCAUAGUAUUACUGACAUAUUUUGGUUGCAAUGUAUGCAUUCAAAAUUUGACGCUAUAUUGAUUGAUACAUGUAUAUGACUGUAUUUGAAAUGUGACCAUGUAAUUGGUCUUAUUAUUGUGCAUUGAUAAUAACUUUGCAAAAUACAAUUUAAUACUCGAUUGUAUUUGAAAA
Strongylocentrotus purpuratus (purple sea urchin) is the source of this 2079-nucleotide messenger RNA. RefSeq names its product FK506-binding nuclear protein. Bases 404 to 1213 code for a protein of 269 amino acids. The transcript has 2 exons. The record is from RefSeq and is a predicted model, not a curated record. Lineage: Eukaryota; Metazoa; Echinodermata; Echinoidea; Camarodonta; Strongylocentrotidae.